AUGGAAGUGGAUCAAUACCUCUACGAUCGGCUAAAAGAUCUACAAUUACAACUUGAAUUUUGUGAUAUUAAGGAAAAAUACAUAAAGGAGGAACACAAGAAUUUGAAGAGGGAACUCAUCAGAGCUAGGGAGGAGAUCAAAAGAAUUCAAAGUGUGCCCCUUGUUAUUGGUCAAUUCCUUGACAUGGUAGAUAAGAACUAUGGAAUUAUUUCCUCCACUGCUGGUUCUAAAUAUCAUGUCAGAAUAUUAUCAACAAUUAACAGGGAACUCUUGACACAGUCUGUGAGUGUAGCAUUACAUCGCCAUAGUCAUAGCGUUGUAGACGUGUUACCUCCAGAGGCUGAUUCUGCUAUUCAAGUAUUGCAAAUGACGGAUAAACCAAAUGUCAGCUAUUCUGACAUUGGUGGAUUGGAUAUUCAAAAGCAGGAGAUACGCGAGGCGGUAGAACUUCCAUUGAAAUGUCCCGAGUUGUAUAUGCAAAUUGGAAUCGAUCCUCCGAUGGGAGUAUUGUUAUAUGGCCCUCCGGGCACUGGUAAAACUAUGUUGGCAAAAGCUGUAGCCCAUCAUAGUGACGUCACAUUUAUUAGGGUUGUGGGUUCAGAAUUUGUGCAAAAGUAUCUGGGCGAGGGCCCCAGGAUGGUUAGGGAUGUUUUCCGUUUGGCCCGUGAAAAUGCCCCUUCUAUAAUAUUCAUUGAUGAAGUAGAUGCCAUUGCUACAAAACGAUUUGAUGCACAGACGGGAGCUGAUAGAGAGGUGCAGCGUAUUUUGUUGGAAUUACUAAACCAAAUGGAUGGAUUUGAUCAGACAACAACAGUAAAGGUCAUAAUGGCUACCAAUAGAGCGGAUACAUUAGAUCCAGCACUAUUGCGACCUGGUCGCCUUGACCGUAAAAUUGAGAUGCCCCUUCCAGAUAAACGCCAACGCCGUCUCAUUUUCCAGGCUAUAACAAGCAAAAUGAACCUUUCUGAACAAGUGGAUCUGGAGGCUUUUGUAUCUAGGCCUGAUAGAAUUUCAUCAGCUGACAUAGCUGCUAUUUGCCAACAAGCCGGUAUGCAGGCUGUUAAAAAGAAUAGAUAUGUAGUGAAUCAAAGGGAUUUUGAGAAAGCUUGGAAGAAACAAAUUAAGAGGAAAGAACAGGAAUUUGGAUUCUACGUCUAA
This is a messenger RNA of Babesia microti strain RI, 1158 nucleotides long. RefSeq names its product 26S proteasome regulatory subunit T3. The record is from RefSeq and is a predicted model, not a curated record. Gene Ontology annotation, biological process: proteasome-mediated ubiquitin-dependent protein catabolic process. Gene Ontology annotation, cellular component: proteasome regulatory particle, base subcomplex. The transcript is spliced from 12 exons. NCBI's taxonomy places the organism in Eukaryota, Apicomplexa, Aconoidasida, Piroplasmida, Babesiidae. Gene Ontology annotation, molecular function: proteasome-activating activity; ATP hydrolysis activity; ATP binding. The coding region runs from base 1 to 1158 and encodes 385 amino acids.